Molecule: messenger RNA, 2003 nt
Organism: Myxocyprinus asiaticus (Chinese sucker)
Lineage: Eukaryota; Metazoa; Chordata; Actinopteri; Cypriniformes; Catostomidae
Gene: drg1
Product: developmentally regulated GTP binding protein 1
Exons: 9
Coding region: 115-1215 (366 amino acids)
Biological process (GO): cytoplasmic translation
Cellular component (GO): cytoplasm
Molecular function (GO): GTP binding; GTPase activity
Source: RefSeq, a predicted model, not a curated record
UUGACAGCGGUGUGCCUGCGAACCGACAAGCUACAAAACUGAUUAAAUAACUCAGCGUAACAUCAUAAAGUUUUAAUUUUUUUAAGCAACACCUGUGAAAACACCAACGCCAAAAUGAGUUUGCUUGCCAAAAUAGCCGAAAUCGAGAACGAGAUGGCUCGUACUCAGAAGAAUAAAGCCACAGCUCACCAUCUGGGUCUGCUCAAGGCAAGAUUAGCCAAACUGAGGAGAGAGCUCAUCACUCCUAAAGGAGGCAGUGGAGGAGGCACUGGAGAGGGUUUUGAUGUGGCAAAAACCGGUGAUGCUCGAAUAGGUUUCGUUGGUUUCCCGUCAGUGGGCAAAUCUACUCUUCUGAGUAACCUGGCUGGUGUGUACUCUGAGGUAGCUGCUUAUGAGUUCACCACACUGACAACUGUUCCAGGUGUCAUCCGUUAUAAAGGAGCUAAGAUACAGCUUCUGGAUCUCCCAGGUAUCAUUGAGGGAGCCAAAGAUGGCAAGGGUAGAGGACGACAAGUCAUUGCUGUUGCUCGCACUUGCAACCUCAUUCUGAUCGUCUUGGACGUUCUGAAGCCUCUAGGACACAAGAAGCUCAUUGAGCACGAGUUGGAGGGAUUUGGUAUCCGUCUCAACAAGAAACCACCAAAUAUCGGCUUCAAGAAAAAAGACAAGGGUGGAAUCAACUUCACUGCCACUUGUGCCCAAAGUGAGCUGGACUCUGAGACAGUGAAGAGCAUCCUUUCAGAGUAUAAGAUCCACAACGCAGAUAUAACCCUACGAAGUGACGCGACAGCUGACGACCUCAUUGACAUGGUGGAGGGAAAUCGGGUUUAUAUCCCGUGCAUUUAUGUCCUCAACAAAAUCGACCAGAUCUCCAUUGAGGAGCUGGACAUUAUAUACAAAAUCCCUCAUUGUGUGCCAAUCUCAGCUCACCACCGCUGGAACUUUGACGAUCUGCUAGAAAAGAUCUGGGACUACCUACAUCUAGUGCGCAUUUACACAAAACCAAAAGGACAGCUUCCUGAUUACACAUCACCAGUAGUACUUCCAGAUGGAAAGACAGCGGUCGAGGACUUCUGCUUAAAGAUUCACAAAAAUCUCAUCAAAGAGUUCAAAUAUGCAUUGGUGUGGGGUUCGUCAGUGAAGCAUAACCCGCAGAAAGUCGGCAAAGACCAUGUGCUGGAGGACGAAGAUGUGAUUCAGCUGGUGAAGAAAUAAAAGGACUCUGGAGCAUUGCAUGAUCAUUACACUUCAUAUAAGAAGCGCUAAGACAUUCUAAGUGCCCUGAAGGUUCCCAUGUCACCUUUCUUGUUUUUCAGUUUUUAUUUUUGGACAUGGACAAUGUAUGAUUGUAAGUCACAUAUUAAUUUGACUUCUCAUACUUGGAUCGGCAUCACAAAUGGAUUGAAUACUGAUAUAGAACAACUCAGUGUAUAUGUGAGCUGAAAAACAAAGUGAACAAUUAAAAUCCUGGUAUAAAAAAAAUCCAUGCAUGGCUGUAUGUAGAAUUGAUGUAUAAUGCAAUGCAGUUGAUCCGUUAGGAGUCUUGUUGUUGAAUCCUCAGCAUUGUUUAGCAGGUGACCGUUUAAUCACAAACACACUACUCCAUAUUGUUUAAUCCAGUAGUCCUGUGGCUGGUUACAUAUAACACCCUCCCCCUCUCUGACUGUCAAUCACUCUGUCUAACCAGGCCACUUACAGGAUGAAAUGGACACACAGUCAAAAGCACUGAUGCCCUUUAAUUGCUCCACUCACUAGGGACAUUUGACAUUAUGAAUGUGUGAUGAGUGCAAGCGGCCUCAAUGGUUAAUCAGCCAAAAAGCCUUUUUGGUUGCCUUUCCCUUUGUGUGAAAUUCAGCAGUAUUGCAAAAAUCAAAAUAAUAGGGAUCCCGCAGUCUUGGAAAACCUGGAAACAUAAGGGAAUUUGGUAACCCUUCACAAUAAGGUUAUACAGUAUUUGUUAACAUUAGUUAAUGCAUGAGAUAUCAUGAAGUAAAAAUGAACAA